Messenger RNA from Phyllostomus hastatus (greater spear-nosed bat), 3417 nucleotides. It is a transcript of the gene SPEM3, whose product is annotated as SPEM family member 3. The transcript has 4 exons. Bases 1 to 3417 code for a protein of 1138 amino acids. Lineage: Eukaryota; Metazoa; Chordata; Mammalia; Chiroptera; Phyllostomidae. The record is from RefSeq and is a predicted model, not a curated record. Gene Ontology annotation, biological process: sperm individualization; flagellated sperm motility. Gene Ontology annotation, cellular component: cytoplasm.
AUGAGUGAACGAGCCCACCACGGAGCCCCAAGGUGCUCUGGCACCAACCCCAGGAAGUGCCAGGACCUAGGAGACUCAAUUCUUCUGAUUCUGGGCAGCUUCAUCUUGCUCAACGUGGGGAUCAAUGUGGUGACUCUGCUCUGGAGGCAUCUGAAGAGCUCCUUGAGGAUUCUUUUCCAUCAUUUUUUCCCCAAAGACAAGCAACCCAGCUGUAUAGGCAGCCAUCCCAUGUGUAUGCGCUGCUCCAUGGAUCCCAAGAACCUAUGCUCAGAAGUCUCUUCCCACUUCCAUCAUCACCCAAGCUUCCUGCUCAGGCACCCUAACAACCUUGACUCCUGGAUACCAGAUAUGAAUGAUGAGAAGGCUUCUAGGUGCUGCUGGAUAUCGCCUCAAUGUGGACACACCAGGGCUCCCAUGGAGACUCCCUGGGGACUGUGGAAGGAGGGGAUGAUAGGAGCUGGAGAGGCCCCUCAGGUCACAGCCUCAAAGGCCCAAGACACCUUUAUCUCAAAGCAAGAGACAUCUCCCCAGUUCCCCAAGAUGAAUAAGCUGGAUAUGGUUCUUCACCACAUGCCCCAAGAGAAUACGAACAAGACCUCAGACUAUGACCCAGCCCAAGCCCCAGCCCCAGCCCAGGCCCAGACCCACUCCCCAGUCCGCCCCCCCGAGCACACCCCCACCCAGGCCCGGACCCACUCCCCAGUCCGCCCCCCCGAGCACACCCCCACCCAGGCCCGGACCCACUCCCCAGUCCGCCCCCCCGAGCACACCCCCACACAGGCCCAUGUCCCUGAGCACAUCUCAGCCCACACCCUAGCCCAGGCCCCAGCCCAGGACCCCAUGCAUGCCUUAGCCUGCUCCCUGGGCCACAUUCUUGAGCACAUAAAAGCUCAUACUCCAACCAUUGACAUGGACCAUACUCAUCUAACCCAUACCUGUGCCCACACCUUGGUCCCUCCCCAAACCUCUGCCCCAGAUCCUCCUCUAAUGUCUGCCCCUGCUACUACUCCUGCCCCAGCUCCUCCUUUAAAGUCUGUCCCUGCUACUACUCCUGCCCCAGCCCCUACACCAGCCCCUGUCCCAUUACCUGCCUCGAUCCCUGCUCCAGUACCGGUCAUGGCCACAACUACCACUCCAGUUCCUUCUCCUAUGCCUACUGUAACCCCUACCCACAGCCUAACUCCUAUUCCCUCUACCCUAAAUGCCUUCAGCCAAGGCCUGUCCACUGACCAUGUGGUCUAUGAUACCCUCAGGGUAAAGCAGAACUUAUCCAAUGUGUGCCCCACCCAAAAUGCUGAGUGUUCCAGAAAGAACUUGGGUACCCUCUCCAGGCCCCAAGAUGGUCAGGGCCUGGUAAACUCUGGUCCAGCAGAGCAAACAUCAAAGCAACUCAGUAGGGACACUGACAAGUCCUCCACGGGAUCCAUACUGGGUUACUCGGAGUUGGGGAAUGUGGAAUGGAAGAUCUCAAAUGAUGCCAAAGACAAGUUCUUACAGCCCAAGACCAUCCCUUACUGCAGCUUCCAUCCUUGCAGUUGUGAGAGGAGAAACACAGACUCCGAGCCUCCAGUCUACCCUAAACUCCUUGUCUACUCCAAAGAUGCUUCACCUUCUCAACUCUGCCUCCAUCCUCCAACCAGUGCCCAGAACUCACCGUGCAUUGCUUCUGUACCAUGUACUCUUUCUCUGCCUCUUGUUUCUCCCAGAUCCUUUGUUCAUCAACCUACCAACCACCAGGUGAAGCCCUCCAAUUCAAUACAAACCCCCAUCUUUCCCCCAAUCUCCAAGUCUCCUCAGUCCAUACCCUGUUCCCAGUUUCCCAUCCCUCCCCAGUUCUCCACCAUUUCCCAACCCACAAUCCAACCCCAAUCUCCUGAACUUCAUAAGAGUCUAGGCCUCACCCAAGAUUCUGGCCUCCAGAGGACCUCAGGCUCUCUAAAAGACUCUGUGGUUGCCAAGAACCCAGGCCUUUAUCAAGAUCCAGGCCUAUACAGGUUCCCAGGCCUUUCCCAGCACCCUCACGUCUGCAAGAAACUGGGUCACUCCCAAGACUCUGGCCUUCACAAGAAUUCAAUUAUUCAAGAUCCUGGCCCCCAGAAGAGCCCAGGUCCUCCUCAAGAUGUACAUAUCUCUACGAGCCCAUGUCUCACCCAACCCUCUGGCCUCCAUAAGAACACACCAUUUCCCAAAGCUUCUGACAUUCAGAGGAGUUCAGGCUUUGUGCAACACUCUGGAGUUCAUAGGAAUCCAAAACAAAACCAAGAAACUACACGCUACAAAAGUCAAGAUCUCUCCCAAACAACUGGCCUCCAUAAGAGCCCAGGGCCUUAUCAAGAUUCUGAAGGUUGCAAGAGUACAGAUAAUGCCCAAGAUCCAGGAGUCUCUAGGAGUCUAGGCUUUACCCAAUAUUCUGGCCCACAUAAGAGCCCAUGCCUUGCUGAAGACUCUGAAGUCAACAAAAGCUCAGGCCUUUCCCAAGAAUCUGGUCUCCACAAAAGCCCAUGCCUUAUCCAAACCUCCGGCUUCCCUAAAGCCUCAGGCCUCACCCAAAAUUCAGAAAACUACAGGAAUCUGGGCCUGACUCAAGAUUCUGACCUCUGGAUGAAUUCAGUCCUUACCCAGGCCAGUGUAGUAAAAAAGAGAUGUGGCCUUACACAAGAUGUUGGAAUUUACAGGAGCCCAGAAGAUACCCAAGGCCCUAACUUCCACAAGUAUCCAGGAAUUAAUCAAGAUCCUGGCCAACAUAAGGGCCCAGCCAUUACCCAAGACUCUGACCUCCCCACGACUCACGGCCUUACCAAGGAAUCAAGCCUCCACAAGGGCUCAUGCCUUACUCCAAAUCCUGACCUCCACAAGAAUCCAGGCCUUGCUUUAUGUACUAACUCUAUCCGAGUCAUGGGCCCAUCUCAGACCCCAAAGUCCACACUGUCCCUGAUGAAAUCAUUUGUAUCUGACAAGGCUCCUUGGAAGAAUGCAGAGCAGCAUCCUCCAUGUACUUCUGACCCACUCAGUCAGAACUCCUGCCCUUCCAAGGCUCGGGUUAUCUACAGUGACCUGCAAACCUUCUCAGAGGUACCUGUACUCAUUGAGAUGCAGCCAUCCUCCCAGCGAGCAGGCGGCCAGGACUGGGUUUACUGCCCUGUAGAUACAGUUCCUCCAGCCUUCCAGAACUAUUGCCAGAUGUCUAUGCCUCCCAAAGUCAACUGGAAGACCCGCUGUCCUAGGCCAUGUACCCAGGUAGGCCAUGUGGUCUUUGAUGCCCGCCAGAGACAGUUUGGAGUGGGCAGAGACAAGUGUGAAGCUCUAUCUUCCAGGCGCCUUCAACAAGAGGCAUCUAGCAACUCAGGAGAGACCACGAACUGUAGAGCUAAACCCAUUAUCCCCAAGGCCCUAGAGCUGCAUUUUCCAACACAGUAG